This is a messenger RNA of Monopterus albus (swamp eel), 3351 nucleotides long. RefSeq names its product arf-GAP with coiled-coil, ANK repeat and PH domain-containing protein 3. Gene Ontology annotation, molecular function: GTPase activator activity; protein binding. Bases 594 to 2714 code for a protein of 706 amino acids. Lineage: Eukaryota; Metazoa; Chordata; Actinopteri; Synbranchiformes; Synbranchidae. The transcript is spliced from 22 exons. The record is from RefSeq and is a predicted model, not a curated record. Gene Ontology annotation, cellular component: cytoplasm.
CUGAUAAAUGUAGUGCAUGAAAACGUUAAAUAUUUCUCUGAGAUGUAGCUUAGUGAUGUGGAAAGUUGCAUGAAAAUGGAAAACUCAGCUAAAGUACAAGUACAGUACUUGAAAUGUACACAUAAUGUAUCUUGCAGUACCACCCCGGGCUGUGGGGAGUCGCUGUUUCCCCGCUGUCUGGCUCAUAUCCAACAGACCCGGAUCUUUGCAGGAACUUAGCGGUCAGUUAGCAACAACAGCGGCGGCAUCGGCAGUAGCUUCGUGAUGAACAGACAACUGUUAAUGAGAAAACUACUAACUACGUUCUAAUUACGCUUUUGUCCAAACUUCAAUCAUGCGUGGUAGGCAGGAGCGCAUGCAUGACGCCUGAUCAAACGGGUGUAUGGGGAAUUAUUGAUUAGUUUCGUGGAAGAAAGUUGUUGUUUUCCUGAGCGGGGAGAGAGUUUAUUAUGAGGAGAGGAAUGAAUCAUCAGUGAGAGUGGAUCCACCGCUACUGCUGCUGCUGAGCUAGCAGGCUAACAGGCUCGCUGUCAGGAUGAGGAGGCUUUAAUAAACUUUAUCAGCACUUGGGCUCAGUGACAGUAACAGGUAACAUGGACUCGCUGCUGGACUUUGAGGAGUGUGUCAAAGAUUCACCCGAGUUCAGACUGAAGCUGGAUCAGUUUGAGACGGAGGUUUCUCUGCUGGAGAUACAAGUGGACAAGGUGAUGAAGUUGUGUGGUAAGAUGGUGAAGGCGGGACAAACGUACAGCGCAGCCAAUCAGCUGUUCCUGAGCGGCCUGGCUGAGCUCUCCACGUGCCACAGGAAGGACGGCGUCAUCGCUAACUGUCUGAACCAGUUCCACCAGGGCCUGCAGGAGAUGGUCAGCUUUCACACUAUGCUUUUUGAUCAGACGCAGAGAGCCAUCAUGCAGCAGCUCACCAACCUCUGUACACAGUUCCUGCCCCAGCUGGCUGAGACCAGGAGGGAGUUUGUUCGGAUUGGGGAUGACCUGGAGACGGCGGCGGUAAAAAAUGCUCAGGUAUCUCGGCACAAAGCCACCGAUGCUGAGCGGGCGAGUCACCUGUUGCUCGCCACACGCAAAUGCUACCAGCACUUUGCACUGGACUACUGUCUGCAGCUGAACACCUUCAAGACUCAGCAGAAACUCGACAUCCUAAACUCAGUGUUCUCCUUUGUCCAUGCUCAGUUCACCUUCUUCCACCAAGGCUUCGACCUGCUCAGAGACCUGGAGCCCACCAUGAAGACCAUGGCAGCACAGUUGUCCCAGUUGUCAGCAGAUUGUGCUGCUAAGAGAAAAGAUCUGGAGAACAAACACCUGCUGGUCCAGCAGAGAGAUGCUUCAGGGGAGCCGAUGGUCAGCCCGUGUCCUGGGAGCGACGUCAUCAUCCAGGGUUACCUGUUCAAACGCUCCAGGAGGAAAUCCAGAACCUGGAAGAGAUGCUGGUUUUCCAUCAGAGAUAAUCAACUUAUGUACAGGAAGUCACACAAGGAGGAUGCUGUGGUUCUCUUUGACGACCUCAGACUGUGUGCUGUCAAAUCUCCGGAGCACAUCGAUCGACGCUUCUGCUUCGAGCUGCUCUCCGUCCAAAAGUGUUGUGCUCUGCAGGCCGACUCGGAGCAGCUGAAGCAGGCCUGGCUCAGCACUCUGCAGGGCAGCAUCGACCUCGCCUACAGAGAGAGAGCCGGCACGCCGCUCACACAGCCCAAAGAGCCCUCGCCUCUUGUGUGUGGUGGAGACAGCUCACCGGGCCCCCCCACUCAGAGGCCGCCAGCCCUGGGCGUGGCCCUGAGAGUCCCUGGGAACGAGCGGUGCUGUGACUGCGGGGAGGAGGCGCCUCGCUGGGCCUCCAUCAACCUGGCAGUCACCAUGUGCAUCGAGUGCUCUGGCAUACACAGGAGUCUGGGUGUUCACCUGUCCAAGGUACGAUCUCUCACUCUGGACUCAUGGGAGGCUGAACAGCUCAAGCUGCUGUGUAUUCUGGGAAAUCGAGUCAUGAACCAGAUCUAUGAGGCACGAUGUUCAGAGGAAGGGCGAGUCAAACCCAAAGCCGAGAGCCCGCGAGCGGAGAAGGAGCUGUGGAUCAAAGAAAAGUACGUGGAGAAGAGAUUCGUACAGAGCAGCAGCUCAGCUGGAGCUCGGUGUGCUAAGGAUGACACCGGCCUGCGUCUGUAUCGGGCUGCGUUGGCUGGAGACGUGGUUGCCAUGGCAGCGGCGUUGGCCGAGGGGGCGGAGGUCAACGGGAGUGUUGCUGAGGAGGAGGGACGCACAGCCCUGAUUGGAGCUGCUGUUGGGGGGUCGCUGUUGGCCUGUGAGUUCCUGCUGCAGAAUGGAGCAAAUGUCAACCACCGAGAUCUGAGAGGACAGGGGGCGCUGCACGCCGCUGCCAUCGCUGGACACACUGGGCAGGUGUGUCUGUUGUUGAAGAGAGGAGCCAAUCAGUAUGCAGUGGAUGAGAGGGGACAGGACCCAUUGGCCAUCGCCGUGGAAACAGCUCACGCUGACAUCGUCACGCUGCUGCGGAUGGCCAGGAUGAAUGAAGAGAUGAGAGACUCAGAAGGGGUCUUUGGAGCUGCGGGAGACGACCAGACGGUUCAGGACAUCUUCCGUGACUUCAGUGAUAUGGCCUCGCAUGACCCGGAGAAACUCACCAGACGACAGUUCAGCCGGGGAGGAGAGGAAGAUGAGGAGGAGGGGGAGGAGAAACGGUGAACAGUGAAGACAAGGUUUAGAAGAUGGCAGAAAGUCCCUCUCCUAAACAGGAUUCAUUCAUGUACAGUUACUGUGGUAGGAUCAAGUGUUACCAGUGUUCAGGAUGAUGGAGGAGGAACUGUGACCUCAGUUGGUCUUUAUUGUUAUUAAUCUGCAGAUAAUUGUUUCCAAGUUGUCAUUUUGUGAGUCACCUCUGUAAAUUUGUCAAGUAUCCAGUACUGUCUUAGAAAACCUCCGUCUGAGAAGCUGGGAUCACAGAAGUUUUCUGUAAGCAGGGAAUCUGCAGGUCAAAGUCUGAAUAAUUCCCUCUCUGCUUUCAGCAGGCUGCUUAUAAAGUGUAAAGCUCGUUACAAAGCCACUUCAUCGCAUUGAGUUUCCUUUAAAAAGAGAGUUGAGAAAGCAUCGUCUCAUCCUUAAAUAUAAGUUGAACCCCACUUAAAGACUGACAGGACUUUAUUACUCCCAGUGGGGCACUGCUCCAACAUCAUCCAUCCAUUAUCUACACCGCCCUGAGCAGGGUCACGGGGGGAUGGAGCCAACGCUGACACUGAGUGCGAGGCGGGGUCCGCCCUGGACAGGUUGCCAGUCUGUCACAGGGCUGACGUAGACAAACGACGACACACACUCCUACGGGCAA